UGUAAUCUAAACAGCAGCAUGCAAAAAUAUGACAUGACAUGAACAUGACAAUAACCUAACCUAUGAUAUUGAAGGCGAGGUGCACGUGUUCCGAUGUAUUCGCUUUUCUUCUAAUACUUUGUUACCAUUUACUAGUAAUUAACUUUGUGCAGUGAUCUAUUUACGUAGUAAUCCCUACGACAAUAGUUGAGUGAAUCGUUGAUAAUUAUAAAAUAUUUGUGGCACGUGUGUUACUAAACCUUUCUGUUGGAAAUCAAUUAAUUUGUUGUUGGUUCUUACUAUUUCGAUAAAAUGGUGUCAAAAAGGAAAAAGAAAUAUUCAACUGGAGAAGGCUCUCAGUUUAUUUCACGGAAACAAGCACUAAAAAAAUUGCAACUUACAUUAAAUGACUUUCGAAGAUUGUGCAUCAUAAAGGGAAUUUAUCCAAGAGAACCACGAAAUCGAAAACGUGCUCAAAAAGGCGAUACUGGCAUUAAAACACUUUAUCACAUCAAGGAUAUUCAGUUUUUAAUGCAUGAACCAAUAAUAUGGACUCUACGGGAUUAUAAAAUUUUUAACAGAAAAGUAGGAAGAGCAAAAGCUGUUAGAGAUUUUAAAACUAUGAAGAAAUUUCUUGACAAUCAUCCUACCCUUAAAUUAGACCAUAUUGUAAAGGAAAGAUACCCAACAUUUAUAGAUGCCAUUCGAGAUUUGGAUGACUGUCUAACAUUAUGUUUUCUAUUUAGUACAUUUCCAUCUCUUGCGCAUAUUCCUCGAGAACAGUUUAAUUUAUGUAGACGACUUACUAUUGAAUUUAUGCAUGCCAUAAUAGAAGCAAAGGCACUUAGAAAGGUGUUCAUCUCUAUCAAAGGUUAUUACUACCAAGCUGAAAUUAAAGGUCAAACUGUAACAUGGAUUAUUCCACAUCACUUUUCAUUUGAACCUCAGUCCAAGCAAGAAGUUGACUUUAAAGUAAUGUCUACUUUUGUAGAAUUUUACUUGAUAAUGUUGGGUUUUGUAAAUUAUCGUCUGUAUCAUUCACUUAAUUUAUUUUAUCCACCAAAACUAAGUAUUUCAACGCCAAAUGAAUCAGAAAAGGCUUUGGUUGAUGAAAACAUGUUUUUAUCAGAAAGAAUUGCAGCUUUGAAUACUCCAUUAGUGAAAACAUCAAAUGAGCCAGUCGAGGAAGACAUAGAAAUUGACACGUUUUCAGAAAAUAAUCCAGAGAAGAUAGAGGAAGCUAGAAAUGAAGCAAUAAAAAUAAAAAAACUUAAAACUUUAUUUAAAGGCCUUAAAUUUUUUUUGAAUCGUGAAGUACCAAGGGAACCCUUAGUUUUUAUUAUACGCUGUUUUGGUGGUGAGGUAUCCUGGGACAAAAAUUUGUUUGUAGGAUCAACCUUCAAUGAGGAUGAUGAAACAAUUACUCACCAAGUUGCAGAUCGUCCAUCUUUAGAAAAACAGUACAUUUCUCGAUACUAUGUUCAGCCUCAAUGGGUAUUUGACAGUGUAAAUGCUAAAGAACUUCUACCAGUCAGCAAAUAUUUCAUAGGAGAAGUACUACCACCACACUUAUCACCAUUUGUUAACAACGAAAGAAAUCCAUUUGAACAAUAUAUUCCUCCAGAAGAAAGAGCAUUAAUGGAUCCAGCUUUUGCUGAAGAAAUAAAUAAAAAAAGACAGGAAAAAGAAAAUAAACAAGUUGAUUGCAUUGAUAAUAAUGAUGAAUUAGAACACGACAACAAUGAAAUUAUUAAAACUAAUGGGUUAGAAGAAACUGAAGUUGAAAAGCUUGAUCCAGCAUUAGAUAAGAAAAAGAAACUGUCAGUAGCACCUGGUACAAUCUAUAAAGAAGAGCCGUGGAUGCAAAAGAAGCAAGAGCGUCAAGAAUACAAAUUAAGAGAGAAAAUGAUAAAGAAAAAGCACAGGAAAAUAUACAGAGCAAUGAUAAGAAACAAGAAAGAUAAAGCUAAGGAAUCUUGGCUUCUAAGGAAGAAAAGACGAAUAAUCGAUGAAUCAAAAAAAGACAACAAAACAUAAUAUAACAAAAUACAUGUGCUGUUCAACAUUAUCAUAAAAACGUUAUACAUUAAAUAAUUUAAUUAGUGAAA
Messenger RNA from Agrilus planipennis (emerald ash borer), 2087 nucleotides. Its product is annotated as pescadillo homolog. Gene Ontology annotation, biological process: maturation of LSU-rRNA from tricistronic rRNA transcript (SSU-rRNA, 5.8S rRNA, LSU-rRNA); ribosome biogenesis. The record is from RefSeq and is a predicted model, not a curated record. The transcript is spliced from 4 exons. Gene Ontology annotation, molecular function: RNA binding. Lineage: Eukaryota; Metazoa; Arthropoda; Insecta; Coleoptera; Buprestidae. Gene Ontology annotation, cellular component: nucleolus; PeBoW complex. The coding region runs from base 292 to 2016 and encodes 574 amino acids.